Messenger RNA from Saccharomyces paradoxus, 1395 nucleotides. RefSeq names its product type 2C protein phosphatase PTC2 (gene PTC2). Gene Ontology annotation, molecular function: protein serine/threonine phosphatase activity; cation binding. Bases 1 to 1395 code for a protein of 464 amino acids. NCBI's taxonomy places the organism in Eukaryota, Fungi, Ascomycota, Saccharomycetes, Saccharomycetales, Saccharomycetaceae. The record is from RefSeq and is a predicted model, not a curated record. Gene Ontology annotation, biological process: protein dephosphorylation. The transcript has a single exon.
AUGGGACAAAUACUAUCAAACCCGGUAAUUGAUAAAGAGAGCCACUCCGGUGCUGACUCGUUGACCGCAUUUGGACUAUGUGCAAUGCAAGGAUGGCGGAUGUCAAUGGAGGAUUCACACAUUUUAGAGCCUAAUGUAUUGACAAAGUCCGAUAAAGAUCAUAUUGCAUUUUACGGUAUAUUCGAUGGGCAUGGUGGCGCUAAAGUGGCCGAAUACUGCGGUAAUAAAAUAGUGGAGAUCUUGCAAGAGCAAAAAUCGUUCCGUGAGGGAAAUUUGCCAAGAGCUUUGAUUGAUACUUUUAUAAACACAGACGUGAAACUAUUGCAAGAUCCCGUGAUGAAAGAAGACCAUAGCGGGUGCACGGCCACGUCCAUAUUGGUAUCGAAAUCUCAGAAUUUGUUAGUGUGCGGUAACGCUGGUGACAGUAGAACAGUACUAGCUACUGACGGGAACGCAAAGGCCCUAUCAUACGACCACAAGCCCACUCUAGCAAGCGAAAAAUCACGUAUCGUGGCAGCUGAUGGCUUCGUAGAAAUGGAUAGAGUCAACGGUAACUUGGCGCUCUCUCGUGCCAUUGGUGAUUUCGAAUUCAAGUCCAACACCAAGUUGGGCCCCGAGGAGCAAAUAGUAACAUGCGUUCCAGACAUUCUCGAACACUCCCUAGAUUACAACAGGGACGAGUUUGUGAUCUUAGCCUGUGACGGUAUCUGGGAUUGUUUGACUUCCCAAGAUUGUGUGGAUUUGGUUCAUCUCGGGCUUCGCGAAGGCAUGACGUUGAAUGAAAUAUCUUCACGGAUCAUCGAUGUCUGUUGUGCUCCCACCACAGAGGGGACGGGUAUUGGAUGCGACAACAUGAGUAUAGUGGUUGUUGCGCUGCUGAAAGAAGGAGAAGAAGUUGCUCAAUGGAGCGACCGUAUGAAGUCUAAAGCUCACCAAACCUCAGUGCGUUCUUUCGCAGACAAGAGAAGAAGAGUAUUUAGCUACUACGACUUUUCCAAAUGUAACGACGAACAGGUGUUCGCUGCCACUACGAAGAAACCUCAGGACAAGUUUACUCGCGACCACGAAGCCGCAGUAGCCUCGGUGACUGCCGCCGACAACGACGAUCCAAUGGACAUAGACGACACCGACGCUGACACAGAUGCAGAAAACCUCGAUCCUUCCAGCCAAGCCAAGAGCAAGACAUCCGGCCCCAUUGAUCUAGCGUCAUUGGAGGCACUACUUGGAGCUACAGGAGGAGUGAAGACAGACAGCAACGGGAACAAGGUCACCUACACACUUCCCCAGUCAGCGUUGGCCCAACUGCUCCAAACCAUGGCCCAUGACCCGACCUCCUCCCAUCCCGAGAAUGAUGGUAACAGUGGCCACAAAGCCGGCCGUUCUCAGUUGCAAUGA